Anopheles stephensi (Asian malaria mosquito) is the source of this 680-nucleotide messenger RNA. Its product is annotated as ATPase inhibitor mai-2, mitochondrial-like. Bases 127 to 444 code for a protein of 105 amino acids. The record is from RefSeq and is a predicted model, not a curated record. Gene Ontology annotation, molecular function: ATPase inhibitor activity. NCBI's taxonomy places the organism in Eukaryota, Metazoa, Arthropoda, Insecta, Diptera, Culicidae. Gene Ontology annotation, biological process: negative regulation of ATP-dependent activity. Gene Ontology annotation, cellular component: mitochondrion. The transcript has 3 exons.
GCGUGAAUGUAUUGCGCUGGUGUGCGUCCAAGUGUGUGUACGCAGUUAGCCUCCAUUUUUGUGUUGUUUCUUGUGGCAGAAGGUCAUUUCGUCGGUUAAAAACUUACCCGAAAAGUGCACUUAAAAAUGCAAUCUCUUCGUAAAACUACAACCUGGAUGAUUCCCAGCGGAAUGAGAAUCGCUCGCAUGAGCGCCGGCGAGAUGGGAAGCGGUGCCGGCAAGGGUGGCGGUGGCGGUGGAUCGAUCCGUGAAGCCGGCGGUUCCUUCGGCAAAAUGGAGGUUGCUCACGAGGAAGAGUAUUUCUACAAACAGCGUCAAGAGCAGCUGGCUAAGUUGAAGAAGCAAGCCAUCAACCAGGAAGAUUUCCACUCGGAAUCGAUUAAACAUCACGAGGAAGCCAUCGCUCGGCAUAAGAAAGCGAUCGAGCAGCUGAAGAAACACUAACAAACCGAUCGCUCGAUCAGCAUCGUGAAUCCGGCACGCGGGUACUUAAUGUAUUUGUUUUUAUUGUUGGUGCAUUUGCAACUCUAAAACCUUUGGUUUGAGUAUUAUAUCCCCAUGUGUCUGCCCGGUAUCCGUUGACGAUGGUGGUGGUGGGAUGUUAGAGGUGCUUUCGGACGGUUUAGAAUAAAUUAGCGAUUUUAAUUCACAUAUCACCAUCCGGUAAUGAUUCAGCAUGA